This is a messenger RNA of Anopheles cruzii, 3877 nucleotides long. RefSeq lists its product as uncharacterized. The record is from RefSeq and is a predicted model, not a curated record. The coding region runs from base 44 to 3382 and encodes 1112 amino acids. The transcript is spliced from 3 exons. Lineage: Eukaryota; Metazoa; Arthropoda; Insecta; Diptera; Culicidae.
GCACGUACUAAGUCAUUCACUACAGUUCAUCGGUCCGCACCCGAUGGCGACGCGGCACAUAAAACAAAGAAGAAAAUCCGUACUCCCCAACAACAGCAUGGUCAUUGCGCAACGAAACGUAACGACUCGGACAAAGCCUAAGAAAAGGAUCGAGAACAAUGACGAUUUGUUGGCCAAUGCUGGGCAAUCCAUCGCCAUAAAGCAAUGCGUAGUCCUGGUAUCGGAUGUGAUGCGAGAAAAUUUGAUAGAAGCGCCUCACCCACACAGACGGCAUUCACAAAAAUACGGAACGCAUGCCAGGCUAGAAAUGGAAGGAUUAGUUCCGAUACGACCAUCGACUGGAAGGUCGAAGCGCAAACACACGAUCACCACGUCGGUGGUUGACUCAGUUGUAUCGCCUCCGAAGAAGUCUUUAAUCAGCGAUGCGUCGGUUGUGGAACUAACGGAAGCAUCAAAAUUACCCAGUGAAACACAACAAAAUUCCAUCGUGGCAAAAGCCAAACCAACUCGGAUGAAGGGAAAGAAUCCUUUUAAAAUAAUAACGCUUUCUGUGAGACGAGUUGCACCAUCUCUGACGGAAAAGGGGCUACAAACACUGCACCAUCCCAUAAACUCGGUGAGAGAAAGUGAAACAAGCCAUUCCGCUGUUGACUCGGGUACCCGAAUAAACAGGCGAGCAACAAUCGCUUCCAAAUCGAGUGUACCGCCAGAAACCGACCUAGAACCACCCCGUAGCACUGUAAAUUCUGUCACGAACGACGAGGAAACCUCACAUCGCAACGACCCACCAGCGGUGGCGAAGGUGACAAAGCGGUUCAACUCCUCCCUCAGGAAUGCUGCUCGACGCGAAGAGUUUGGAAAAGUUCCUAGCUUGCCACUUGUGGAGGAGGACGAAGACGAGCAUGAUGUGUACGAUUUCCUCUCGUCCAGUCAAGUUGGCCAAGCGGAUGAUACGACAAGUGGUGCGAAAAACGGAACCUCUCGAAUGAAGCAAGCAAAAAAAAAGAAGGAAAAAUCGGCCAAGCCUUCUCGCAAAAAGCCCGAUGUGACUCGUCCGACAAAGAAGAAACAGCCCAAUCCAUUGGGAACCAAUGCACGGUACAUAGCGCAACUGGUGAAAAAGAUCGGUGGGGGGCCGGUUAAAGCGCACCCCGAACCGGAUGGAUACGUCGUUAACCUGCACCUUCCGGAGUCCCCCCCUCAGGAAGUUGUUAUACCUGCUUCUCCUGUUCGGCAAGCAGAUCCAGUUUCGACCGUUUUUCUACGGCCUUCGUCUCCCAAGCGCGCGUUAAAUCCAGCAGUAGAGCGGCUUAGGCAUUCAUCUACGGCUCAACUCGCAACAUCCACUCCAAUCACUGGUGACAUUAACUGCCUGGCGACGACAUCGAGUAUUUCACAGACGAACGAUGGGUCGCCGUGGCGAACGCAGGACCAAGACAUUGUGCCUCUACGAAGCGGAUACGUUUCACGCAAUCGUGAUCUGCUACCGUCGUAUGAAAAUGACACAACUACUUCCCCGGUCCGCUACGUAACCGAACGGCGAAAGACCAACCGACAACAGUCUACGGGGAAAAAGACUUCCCUUGCUAGCCCGGCCCAGAACCUGGAGGAUCGGGACGAGUCACUAUCGUCAUACAUCGCCGAGGUGGAACGAGUGCACAGCGAACUGAAGGCGAUCAGCGCAAUGAGCGAGAGGCUGAUCGGUGUGAUGCGCAUGUACGAGAACAAGACGGACGAAAGAAAUAUCUCGGAAGCACGGCAAAAACUGCGAAAAUGGUACACCCGGUCGAUGCAAUCGUUUAACCGCUCCAAAAACAUUGUAAGCCGGAUCAUUAGCUGCCCAUCUCCUCUUUCUCACGAGCAGCAGAAAACGGUAGAAACGUUCAACCAAAGCACCGGCAAGUUCCACUCAAUGCUGGAAGAGCUGCGCGAUGCGACGAAUCAUUCGAAUGGUGAAAAUGUGUCUCCACCUGGCCAGGCGUUGCCGGUCGGAACGGCCGACGCGCUCCCGAAACCAUCGAAAGCUCCAGCCGAUGUUAUUGAGCUUCCAGAGCGUGGUCACAUAACGGUGAGAAAUCCACUGAAGCAGUUAAAUUUCUUACCGUUACCGCAGCCCAACAGUCCGCUCUUGUCCCCACUGGCGAAAACACAAACCACCCGUACGAUUCCUCUUCGGCGGGGGUUGCAAUUCGAAACGACGCCCUUUUCGGGAGGAACUCGACCGUCGGAAAAGCACGUGAUGGAAAACGAUGAGAACGAGCCUUCAGUGAUGGAUGAUCAUCAUGAUGCGAGUGAUCCCCCUGAACCGAUCGAUGCCAUACCGCUAGACGCGUUGCCCCCAUUGGCAAGCAUCGUGCAGUCACCUGCAAAGGAUAGUAUUUCAAACAUGUUCGGUUUCUCAGAUGAUUCCUUCGACCAACGUUCGAUUGCGGCGCCAGAGUCCAAAGCGCUCAAUGUUUCGAUCGAAACACUUAAGAAACGCAUGAAUAAUAUCAAGCAGCUUCUGCCCGAGCAACGAAUCACCCGACGACAGCGUGCAGCAGUCGUAAAACCGAGCGGACCAACGCGGUUCCCCUCCGUGGGUACGUUGCGUGUUUUUGCCAGUCCUUCAAAAGGGCCUCAAACUUUAAAUGGCUUUGCGGCAUCAACACCCCGGGUAGCUGUUCAAGAGACUUCUAUCGAGAACCGUUCGGAAGCGCAGGUUUCGCUUCCGAUUCCAAUGGACAAAUUGAGUGAAACGCUGAAAAAUCGCUUGAACGACAUGGCGCAACAGCCCGGCUCGCCCGGAUCACCGUUCUUCCGGCAGCGUCCACUCGAACGACCAUUAAAUCGUAAGACAUUCCGAAGUCCCGGAAAGUGUCCGGCAGCUUCGUCUACCUUGCAAACUUCAACACCGCGUCCACCCGAAGUGAUGGGACCAAAACCGGGCAGUUCUCGUGACGCAGCAGCACCUGCCGCAGCAAGCGACGAUCACGAACCACCAAACGUAUCGGCAAUCGAAACGAAUGAAGCACAACCGGAGUCAGAAAACAAUCGAAACAAUGAGACCCCUUCAGUCGUUCUUUUCGAGGCACUUGACGACGGAUUUGAUCGUUCAACGCUUCAGCGAACGUACACACGGAUACCGCGCCGGAGACGUGCAAAGAAUAUUUACCUCGCCAACCUCGGGCUGGACGACGAUGACGACGACUCGGAUGCGGAGCAUGGGUGCGUGCUAAGCUCGGACUCAGAGGCAGAAACCGAAGGCAAAAAGAAAAAGAAACAGCAACGCAAGGCCCGAAAGAAGAAGCCGGUGGAAGAGACAGAGGAGUUCAAAAACUUUGUUGAAGAGUUCAACAGCAUGUGCGAAGAUGUGGAGCGCUUCGAAGUGAUUAUCGAAUGAUAACCGCACACCGGAUACGCGACCUUACGAUUAGUCAACCUUCCUUUCUACGAUACCCAUGGGUCACCAGCACAAAUCCUUGACCAUUAUUUCCGGUCGGCCGCGCUUGGUGUGGUUUUUCUUUCUGAAACUGUUUUUUUUACAAUAUUUUACUUACUAACUGUAUGAGGGAUGCGCUAUUUCUACAGGACGUAAUGCGCUAGAACCUAUAGAAAUCAAUCCUUGAAGGAUACUUCGCAUCUUUUUGCUAUUAUUCAGACGAACGAUGUAAAUUACAAAAUAAAUAUGGAGGUAUAUUUUGAGCUAACAAAAUUUGCGAUACUUUUGAAUAAAUGUAUGUCUACUCACCCAAUUGAGGUCAAAACGGUGCAAUCGCGGAAAGGCAUUCGAAAUCAACGCACGGUUUUCACCGCUACUGUCGUUCUUCGUCGUUUUUUAUUCUUUUGUUUUACACUACAUUUGCUUCACUUGUUAAUAGGUUCACUAUCAAUUACA